Messenger RNA from Alternaria viburni, 1491 nucleotides. RefSeq lists its product as uncharacterized. The transcript is spliced from 3 exons. Gene Ontology annotation, biological process: urea transmembrane transport; putrescine transport; spermidine transport. Gene Ontology annotation, cellular component: plasma membrane. NCBI's taxonomy places the organism in Eukaryota, Fungi, Ascomycota, Dothideomycetes, Pleosporales, Pleosporaceae. The coding region runs from base 1 to 1491 and encodes 496 amino acids. Gene Ontology annotation, molecular function: urea transmembrane transporter activity; putrescine transmembrane transporter activity; spermidine transmembrane transporter activity. The record is from RefSeq and is a predicted model, not a curated record.
AUGUUUGGAGGCAUCAAGGCCACUUUCUUGACUGACUAUGCACACACUGUUGUCAUUCUGAUCAUCCUCUUGAUGUUUGCCUUCACCGCAUAUGCGACCAACGAGAAUCUCGGAAGCCCUGGGAAAGUCUUCGAUCUACUGGUACAAGCCGCAUCGGAUCACCCAGUCGAAGGGAACGCCGGAGGCUCUUACCUAACCAUGCGAUCGAAAGAAGGUGCAAUCUUCUUCGUGAUCAACAUCGUGGGCAACUUCGGUACUGUGUUCUGCGACAACGGAUACUAUAACAAAGCCAUCGCUGCCAGUCCCGUCGAUGCUCUUCCCGGAUACAUCAUUGGUGGUCUGUCCUGGUUCGCGAUUCCAUGGCUAGCCGCUACCACGAUGGGUCUCAGCGCGAUCGCCCUGGAGAACAACCCUGUUUUCCCCGGCUAUCCUAACCGCAUGGCUGAUGCUGAUGUGACGGCUGGGCUUGUGUUGCCCACGGCCGCUGUUGCCCUGAUGGGUUCGGGAGGAGCGGCUGCAGUUCUGCUUCUCGUCUUCAUGGCUGUGACCAGCGCCAUGUCUGCUGAGCUGAUUGCCGUUUCUUCCAUUUUCACCUAUGACUUCUACCAGACUUAUGUCAACCCUAAAGCUACAGGGAAACAACUCAUCUACAUGUCUCACACCAUGGUUGUCGGCUUCGCUGUCGCAAUGGCAGCCUGGAGUACAGGGCUUUACUACAUCGGCAUCAGCAUGGGCUACCUAUAUCUCCUCAUGGGCGUCAUAAUCUCGUCCGCUGUCCUGCCCGCCACUCUAACGCUGAUGUGGUCGAAGAUGAACUGGGUCGCAGCAACCUUCACACCACCUCUCGGCUUCGCCUGCUCCCUUAUUGCUUGGCUCGUCACCGCACAGAAAGAGAGUGGAGAACUCACUGUGCUCACUACCGGCGCCAACAACCCUAUGCUAGCAGGAAACGUUGUCGCCCUCCUCUCUCCCAUUGUUUUCAUCCCCGUCUUCACGUACGCUUUCGGACCCCAGAACUACGAUUGGCAGAGCAUGAAGGCUAUCCGUAGAGGCGACGACCACGAUCUUGCUCUUGACGCGAAUGUCGACCUAGAACGAAUCCCCGGUGAACAACGACGAGCCAUCGAAGCUGAUGAAGAGGAACAAGCCAAGUUGCUCAAAGCAUCGCGUAUUGCGCGCUGGCUCACGCUCUUCAUGGCAAUAUCAUUCCUCGUGCUUUGGCCCAUGCCCAUGUACGGUUCUUCGUAUAUUUUCAGCAAGAAGUUCUUCACUGGAUGGGUUGUUGUGGGCAUUUUGUGGAUGUUUUGCUCGUGCUUCGCAGUAGGGUUGUAUCCGCUUUGGGAGGGGAGAAAAACAAGUGUCAGGACAUUCAAGUCGAUCUACAUGGACAUCACUGGGAGGAAGAAGCCGGGUAAGGGGCCAAUGGUUGUGGAUGGUGAAGGCACGGAUACACCCCCGGAAGCUAUGCAUGAGAAGAUGGUGGAGAAAUGA